Anoplophora glabripennis (Asian longhorned beetle) is the source of this 909-nucleotide messenger RNA. Its product is annotated as putative cystathionine gamma-lyase 2. Gene Ontology annotation, biological process: transsulfuration. Bases 1 to 909 code for a protein of 302 amino acids. Gene Ontology annotation, cellular component: cytoplasm. Gene Ontology annotation, molecular function: cystathionine gamma-lyase activity; pyridoxal phosphate binding. Lineage: Eukaryota; Metazoa; Arthropoda; Insecta; Coleoptera; Cerambycidae. The record is from RefSeq and is a predicted model, not a curated record. The transcript has 5 exons.
AUGGCUGCAGUAAGUCUGUUGAAGCAAGGGGAUCAUAUUUUGUGUUCUGAUGACAUUUAUGGUGGAACAACUCACAUUUUGUUAGAUAUAGCCCCCCGGUUUGGUAUUUGCACCUGCCAUUUGGAUCUAACUAAUUUAAGCAACUUAGAACAAGCUAUCACUCCGAAAACUAAGUUAAUAUGGACCGAGAACCCAACUAAUCCCAAACAGAAGGUGAUCGACUUAUGUUCUCUUUCAAAAAUAGCAAAGGAGAAGAAUAUUCUUGUUGUAACCGAUAAUACAUUUUUAAGUCCAUUUCUACAAAGACCUAUAGAACUUGGAGUGGACAUAUCAUUGCUUUCGUUAACGAAAUAUAUGAAUGGCCACAGUGAUGUCAUAAUGGGUUCUGUGUGUACAAAUAGGAAGGAUUUGUACAAGAAACUUAAAUACAUACAAACCAAUUUUGGUCAUGUACCCUGUCCCUUCGAUUGUUAUCAAGUCAUUAGAGGUCUGAAGACAUUACCUUUUCUCAUGAAGAAGCAUCAGUUUAAUUCAAUGGAAAUUGCAAAGUACCUAGAGAGUCAUCCCAAAAUCGAAUCUGUUUUACAUCCAGGGUUGCCGUCUCAUCCACAAUAUGAACUAUUUAAAAGCCAAACAAGUGGGUACAGCGGAAUGGUUUCCUUUUAUCUAAAAGGAGGAGUAGAAGAGUCUCAAAAAUUUAUGAACGGUCUUCGGUACUUUACACAGGCUGUAAGUUUAGGGGGAUAUGAAAGUCUAGUGGAAAUGCCGUUACUAAACAGUCAUCAUAAUAUACCGGAAGAGCUACAGAAAAGGAUGAAAUACACGGGAAAUUUAAUUCGAAUGUCAGUUGGACUUGAAAAUGUAUGUGAUCUAAUUGAAGAUUUAGAAAAUUCCUUAGCGAACAUGUAA